Molecule: messenger RNA, 1588 nt
Organism: Erigeron canadensis
Lineage: Eukaryota; Viridiplantae; Streptophyta; Magnoliopsida; Asterales; Asteraceae
Product: SUPPRESSOR OF GAMMA RESPONSE 1
Exons: 6
Coding region: 117-1400 (427 amino acids)
Biological process (GO): regulation of DNA-templated transcription
Cellular component (GO): nucleus
Molecular function (GO): DNA-binding transcription factor activity; transcription cis-regulatory region binding
Source: RefSeq, a predicted model, not a curated record
UAGCGCAUAUCCUAUUUGGUCCACUUUCAGUCAAACUCAUUUGCAGAGACAGUUCUGGCGAAGAAGAUCCAUUGUGCCCUAGUUCUUAGUUUCUCUGAUCCCAAUCACUAAUCACCAUGGCUGGACCAUCGUGGCUGGUUGACAGCAACAGAAUCGCAACAAAGAUUAGAAGUGCCUCUGGUGCAUGUAAUCCUGAACAUAUCACUUGGAAAAGCAACCCCACAAAAGCAUGCCCAAAUUGCCACCAUAUUGUUGACAAUAGUGAUGUGAAUCAAGCAUGGCCAGGGUUGCCUCGUGGUGUAAAGUUUGAUCCAUUGGAUCAAGAAAUUAUUUGGCAUUUACUUGCUAAAAGUGGUGUAAGCGGAUUCGCACCUCACCCUUUCAUUGAUGAAUUUAUUCCAACAGUUGAUGAGGAGGAUGGAAUCUGUUACACCCAUCCUCAAAAGUUGCCAGGAGUCCAACUAGAUGGAAGUGUAUCUCACUUCUUCCACAGAGCAAUUAAAGCAUAUAAUACUGGAACUAGGAAGCGUCGUAAGAUACAUGGUGAUGAUUUUGGAGAUUUCCGUUGGCAUAAAACGGGAAGAACAAAACCUGUUGUUCUGGAUGGGGUUCAAAGGGGAUGCAAGAAAAUUAUGGUUCUUUAUGUUAGCCCUGCAAAAGGUGCAAAAGCAGAGAAAACUAAUUGGGUAAUGCACCAAUAUCAUUUGGGUACUGGGGAAGAUGAGCAGGAAGGCGAGUAUGUGAUCUCAAAAGUCUUCUAUCAACAACAAUCACAGUCAAAACCUAAUGGAAAAGAUGAGGAAUUUUUACUUGAAGAAAUCAACAAUCCGAUUGUAAAAGUUGAUCCUGUGACCCCGAAGUCUGUGACCCCUGAACCCCCGCGUGCUGAAAGGCGAAUUCCAGAUAUGGGUCUUGAACAAGAACUCAUUGAUAAUUCUGCAAAUCUUGAAAAACAUGAGAUGGAGCCUGUUUACCAUGCCGACUUCGAGACCCCUUGUGGGAAUCUUGGUGAUCAUGAAGAUCACCUUCCAGAAGAAUAUAAUGCUCUUGAGCAGGGUAACAUCAAUAGUCAGGGUGGGGAAGAACCAAAAUGGUGGGACAAUGAGUCACAAUAUCUAUUAGAUUCACAACAACUCGUGGAAGGACUAUCUUUGUGUGAUGAGUUUCUACAGAGCCAAUCUCCUCAAAGAGACGUUGAUAACAAUGAUUCAAAGAGUAAACCUCGCCUUGCAGAUUAUGCUCAUCUAGGACCAGAAAAUUUAAAGAAGGAUUUAGAGGCCUGUCGUGACUUGGUUCUCGAUCCUGCUAAUUUGGAACUUGAUACUCCACCUGAUUUCCGGCUAAGCCAGCUUGAAUUUGAAUCGCAGGAAAGUUUUCUUGCCUGGGGAGGCGGCAAGUGAUGUUUUUUCUUUUCUUUUUGUUGGCUUACAUCUUCAUUUCAUCCAAAGAUGCUGAUGUUUUAACUUUUAAUGUUGUAGAAUUUUGUGAAACUAUUAUUGUAUGGCUCUUGAAACCAAAUUUGGAUGAUUAGAGAUGGUACUUCUAAUAUUUUUGAACUGUUUAUAUGACAAGUGUUGGCGUUUGUUUA